This is a messenger RNA of Anthonomus grandis grandis, 1524 nucleotides long. RefSeq lists its product as uncharacterized. The record is from RefSeq and is a predicted model, not a curated record. Lineage: Eukaryota; Metazoa; Arthropoda; Insecta; Coleoptera; Curculionidae. The coding region runs from base 1 to 1524 and encodes 507 amino acids. The transcript is spliced from 4 exons.
AUGAAUGGAAGAUAUUUGACUGGUCGCGAAUUUAAAGAAGCUCUUUAUGCUGAGGAUGAAGAUGAUGUGAGGGAUUACAUAAAUCCAGAUUUGCAAAGUUCAGAUGAAGAAUCCGAUGACGAUCAAGGUGAACAGCAGAAUCGCUUUUGUCAAGAAACGGAAAAUAACUCAUUAUCAACUUCAAAUAUUCAAUCAGAGCAGCAUGAAUCUUCUGAAGAAAUUAUGGAUGAGGAAUCAGAUGAGGAAAGUAGUAGUACGGAAGAAAAUAGUGAUUCUACAGCAAGACGUCGUCCACGGCCUAAAGCUGUAAUAAAUCAAGUUAAUUCUGACAUGAUUUCUGCAUCAGGUCUUACAUGGAAAUCUGAUCCUAUUGCCCGACGAAGGCAAAUUGCUGCAAAUGUUAUGAGAGAAGCGCCAGGUCUCAAAAAUGGAGUAAAUCCUAAAACGCCACUUGAAGCGAUUCGACUUUUUUUCGAUGACGACACCAUCGAAUUUAUUUCGCAAUAUAUUCGAAAGAGAAACUCGCCCUUGAGUUUUGAAAGAGAAGAAAUAUUAGGCUACAUCGGCUUCUUGAUAACAGCAGGUGCUUACAAGCAAAACAAAGAUCUGCUUAUCGACUUAUUCAAUGAAGGGAAUUUGCCAAUUUAUAGGGCUACGUUUUCAGACUACCGUUUCCAACUACUCCAAAAAUGUAUAAGGUUUGAUGAUAAAACUACUCGAGAUGUUCAUAAAGAAUAUGACAACUUUGCUGCAGCAAGAGAUAUAUGGGAGCGUGUCACAGGCAAAUUUCCAGACUUUUUGGUUCCUUCAGAGUCAGUUGUAAUAGACGAGGAGCUUAUAACAUUCCAUGGCAGAUGUAAAUUCCGUUUAUAUAUUCCUAUAAAACCUGGUAAAUAUGGGAUUAAAGCUAAUGUGCUCUGUGACUCAGAAAACUACUAUUGUUUUGCUGCAGAACCAUAUGCUGGAAAAGUAAUUAAUCAGCCCAAAGAUUACAAUAGUGGUCCAGAAGUCGUAAAACGUCUUGUAGAAUUAGCAAAAUGGCAGAAUAGUGGUCGCAAUAUUACAAUGGAAAGAAAAUUUACGUCAGUGCUAACAGCAAAUGCUUCGUUGGAACAAAAUCUUACAGUCGUGGGAACAAUAAUGAGUAACAGAAAAGAUGUUUUACCAGAACUAAGACCACAAUCGUUGAAGCAUGCAACUCCCGGCACUAUUCGCUUUGCUUUUCGAGACCGUGAAAUACUUGUAAGUUAUAUACCCAAAAAGAAGAAGGUCGUCACUGCUCUUUCUAUACAACAUCAUAUUAUGCAAGUGAAAAAUGACAAGCCAGAAAUUUUUUUGUACUAUAACUCCACAAAAACCGGCGUUGAUAUGCUUGGUAAAUGUGUAAGGGCAUAUAGUUGUCGGCGAAGCACAAGAAGAAGGCCGAUAGCUGUUUUUUUCAAUAUGAUCGAUAUAGUUGCCUACAACUCCUAUAUUCUUUUCAUAAAAGCUAACGAGAACUGGGCAAGAGAGAAUCCAAAAUAA